Messenger RNA from Lottia gigantea (owl limpet), 2207 nucleotides. RefSeq lists its product as hypothetical. Bases 42 to 674 code for a protein of 210 amino acids. The record is from RefSeq and is a predicted model, not a curated record. The transcript has a single exon. NCBI's taxonomy places the organism in Eukaryota, Metazoa, Mollusca, Gastropoda, Lottiidae.
CGGACACAAACGGCUGAUUUCAGUUGCCAAAUUGGUCGACCAUGAUGAUGGCGACACCCCCAAAAGUUCACGAUCCCUUAUACAAUUUUGAGACUCAUUUUCCAGAAAAGUUUUCACGUCUCCACCUCCAUGGUGAAUCUUCCGGAUCAUUUAAACGAACAAAGCGAAAGCCUAGAACUGCUUCUCGAUACAAAACACAGCCAAUAACAUUUGAUGAGAUACAGGAAGUGGAUGAACCUCCACCGGCUGAGGAGCAAAAAACGCCAGCAGAUAAUCUUAAAACUUUUCACCAACCGUUUUCUCGAUCUAUUGAUGGGUUACUGCCCAAAGUGCUCGGUCCUCGUGUCGAAUCGGGAUUAUCAAAAGAAGCCCCUGCCUGCGUUAUGAAGCGAAUGAGUCCUUUAAGGCUUCCAGGAAGCGGUAGUUUCAAAGCCAAAUCACCAAUACCAGAAUUAGAAGAAAGGCUAAAGGGAGAAGACUCGGUUUCUCCUUCAUCGGAAAAAUCUCCAGGUUUCAAACAGGAGAAAAGUCCGACAACCUUAUCGCCGGGUAAUACUACCAGUCCUCAAAAGUCACCGACUCCGUCACCAAAUAUGGCUCCCCGCAGGCAAAAAGUCACCGCUAAAGCGAAAAAGAGGCAAAAGGCCGAUGGAAAAGACAGAGAAGCCACAUAAAACAAGUUCAGAUGAUUUAACUAAUGAAUCUCACAAAACGUUUAUUAAGCGCUAUUUUAUUAUAUGCGUCCUUGUGUGCCUGCCAGGGCCCUGUGCCUAAAUAUUUUUUACAUUUAUAUGGAUAUGAAUUUUAUUGUGGAUUAAGUUCUUCGACAGAAUAGAGAGGAUAAUAUUUUUACGUUGUUCAGUUUGUGUUCUGUAAGCUUCAAUAGAAGUUUAGUUUUGCUAUUUUUAUUAUGAAUAUUAUCAAUAUUUACAUUGCUGUGUGUAGAGUGCUGAUAAAUGAUUCAUAAUGUGUAGGUUACAGGCGUAUAUAUUUAUUUCAAACCUGGUUGAACUAUUCGGAAGUUGAAUAUGCCAAUUUGAAUCAUUUCUUGUGAACACUUUAUACAUUUGGUUUAAAUAUCCAAAUGUUGCUAACGUGUGGAUUCAGAAAAUGUUAGAUUGCCCGAAUCUCUAACCUAGUUAUGAGAUUUUUGCCCGAAAAACUUGCUUUCGGGGGCUGCUUUGGCUCGGUCUCUGAUUAUCAAAAGUAUUUAUUUUCAACUUACACGUAGAUUGAUGAGGUCAACUCGUGAUUCGAAGAACAUAAUGGCAGAAUGUUUUUUUUUUUCAGUGUCAUUGUCAUUGCAUCUGGCGAUUGAUCAGAUUCUCUCAAGCGUUGUCAGUGGGGAGCAGUCGUUGUAAACCCCGUCGCAAAAUUGGCACAGAGUGGCGUAGAAAUUAUCGCUGUAUCUGCAGUGAUUAUUUUUGCUUGUCUGUAAUUUUUUGUGUGUGCAUUAAUCAGAUAAAACAAAGCUGUCUUCCGUCACCUUGGGUCUGUCUUACCCCUGAGAACCUAUUUUAUGAACAAUCUAGGACUUUAGGUCCUGUGCUAGGUAGAUUUAUUUAUUUAAAGGGCGUGGCACGAGUUUUCUGUCAAUUCAUGGUCAAUCAUAGUAUGCAAAAUUGAUUCAAAUCCGCAAAAUUUCACUACACAAUACUCUAUGCUGUGGUUUCGAUCUAGAAGUCUUUUUAAAUAUUCAUGGUUGUCACAUAAUAUGAUUUCGACUUGUGGAUUCCAGAUCAUGUGAUCUGAAAAUCGUUAAGACCACAAAUGGUUUUAGACAUUGCAUCGUUUAGAAGCAGAGGGGCGGGGGUUAGAAUAAGACUGUUGCUAGAAGAUAAAUAACCUCGAUAGCUCGAUGGAGUUUAUAAAACAAUGUUUGGAGUCUGAAAAUAUGGAUGUGGCAAACUUUUCGGGGCGGGGGCUUUGCAACUGUUGGCUACUAGGAAAAUCUGAUCAAUCGCUGAAUUUGUUGAUAUAUUGCUACCUGAUGCCAUCGGAUUUGCAGUUGUUCGCAAUCUUUAAUUUUCGAAAUAAGCUCGGACGCUGUGAAUUAUCAGCCCCAAGUCAUAAACAAUCAAGUAUGUCCGACUCUUUAACCAUCCUGUGUAUAUUUUACUUAUUACUAUUGUGCAAUAUUAUAUUUGGGUUCUUGUAAAUCUUAGUUGUUAUUGUCAAAAUGUAAAUAAAUUUAUUUAACUACUAAA